CUACCCGUUCGACUCCACCAGGAAGGGAGUUCAGUAGACCUUCAGCUCUCGAACGAUUAACAACUAAAAAAAAUUUAUCCGAAAAAAAUUCCUCAAAAAUUUUAAACAGUUUUAUUUUUUUGCGAUAUUUUCUAAAAAGAAACAAAAAUAAUGACUAAUAUUGUGUGUGUUUGCAUCGCCAGUGCCCUCCUUUGGAUCAACUAUCUGACGGAAUCGAACGACGAGGACAUCGAGACCCCGGGACCGAAACUACCCUCCGUGAUGGUUACCCUGGCCCUGAUGGACCUCAUCUAUGACAACAGUUUCGUGCCGGAGAAGCUGGAGGGUGUGCCCCGUUUUCUCAAGUGGGUCUAUGAGGUCAUAGUCUCGGUGUUCGUAUUGGACGUUGGCCUGCACUUCUGGAAGGCCACGGAAUACACACUGUACCUGCUACUGAAGAUAAUAGUGCUCUGGAUGGGUUACGUCUCGCACCUGACCUAUAUCGAGUAUGAAUACUAUUGCCAAGCAGCUAUGACCUUGCCGCUGGCCUUUUUGGUCCUGACGUUUGCCGGCCACGCCACCAAUCACUUCCAUUUGGUGCGCGGCAAGUACCUCGGCAUCAAGCCGAAACCCGUUAUCCAGGCGGAUGGGACUCCCAAGCUGGAGGAUGAGGAGCGUAAGGAGCUUCCCAGCGUCGAGCCGAUGAUCCAACAGCCGCAGGAGGAGGGACGCAAAGUGCGCCAGCCACGACGAAAGCGCACCACACCCCAAAUUGCUUAAAACUAAAUUGUUUUUGUAGUCAGAUUAGCUAUUCUUUGUAUGGGAUUUUGUACGAGAAGAUCUUGCAAAUUGUCACAAAGAAUAAUUAGGAGCAGGGCAGUGCCGGCGGACAUUUCUGGCGACCGUGACACUGCCAUCGAUUAUAAUCGAUAAAUAAAGGAUAGAGAUUUAUAAUUUAA
Molecule: messenger RNA, 938 nt
Organism: Drosophila ananassae
Lineage: Eukaryota; Metazoa; Arthropoda; Insecta; Diptera; Drosophilidae
Exons: 1
Coding region: 151-759 (202 amino acids)
Source: RefSeq, a predicted model, not a curated record